Messenger RNA from Aegilops tauschii subsp. strangulata, 1762 nucleotides. Its product is annotated as CBS domain-containing protein CBSX6-like. Lineage: Eukaryota; Viridiplantae; Streptophyta; Magnoliopsida; Poales; Poaceae. Gene Ontology annotation, cellular component: cytoplasm; nucleus. The record is from RefSeq and is a predicted model, not a curated record.
UAGGUUAAAUUUGUCAAAUUUGCCUGCGUGGACGCCAUGCAUCGCCGCUACGACGAUUAGGCUCCUUGACACGGCAUCAUCGCCGCGCUUUAUCUUAAUCACACGAAGAGGACACGUGUGGGCGCUCUCCUGCAAACCCUGCGCCCGCCCGCCCGGUUUCAGACGUCGUCGUCAAACGCGACAGGGCAGGAAAGGAAUGGCGACCCCACCAGAACGAGAGGUCAGCAUCGCGCGUGGCCCAAGCCGGGGAUGGCCCACAUCGUCUUCCUCCGCGCGGCAGCCGCCGACCUCACCGCCGGCAAGCCGUCGCUCGCGGGCGUGCCGUCCUCCGCGCCGCUCUCCGCGGCCGCCGCGGCCAUCCCGUCGUCGCCGGAGGCCGCCGUGGCCGUCUGGCGCGACGGCGCCUCCCCGUUGGCGCCCCUCGCCGCCACCGUCGUCGGGCUGCUCAGCUCGCUCGACGUCGUCGCCUUCGUAGCCUCCCAUGCCAGAGGAGGAGGCGCCGAGGCGGACGCAAUGAGAACUCCGGUCGGCGACGUGGUGCCGCGGGAGCCGGCGCUGGUCCGCGAGGUCGAGCCCGACGCCAGGUUGAUAGAGAUAAUGGACCUGAUGAAGCAGGGGGCGAGGCGAGUCCUCGUCCGCAAGAACUUCACGGAAGGAUGCCCCAUCAACAAGCAGCCCUUCGCGCCCUUCUACAAGGCCGUGCCCAAGAUCACCGGCACGCCGCGCGCCGCCGCGACCCAGACGGUCAGCCGGUCGUGGUCGUCGACGUUCGGCUGCGACAAGUACUGCUGCUUGACGCGGGAGGACAUCGUCCGCUUCCUCAUCAACUGCCUGGGCGCCCUCGCGCCGAUCCCGCUUCAGUCCAUCUCCUCCCUCGGAGCCAUCAGCCGCGGCUACUGCCACGUCGACGCCUCCUCGCCGGCCAUGGAGGUCGUCUGGAAGAUACCCUCCGACCCGCGCGCGGUGGCCGUCGUGCGGACGAACAGCGACGGGUCGCAUGUGAUUCUCGGGGAGAUAUCCGCUCACAAACUGUGGAAGCGCGACCAUGUGGCCGCUGCGGACGCGAUGGCGAGGCUCUCGGCGCUGCACUUCGCCACCGGCAUUGACGAGAAUGGGGCGGCGCCGGCUGCUGCUAAUGGCGUCGGUGCCGGCGCACGACGGGGUGAGGUGGAGAAUGAUAUCGUGCCUUCUCCAAGGUCUAUGAGAUUCAGCAGCAGGAGAAUCGGGUUCUCGGCGUGCCUUGCCAGCCAAAUGGUCCCGAGUCACCGGGAGAACACGGUGCUCACCUGCAAGACCACGAGCUCUCUCGCUGCCGUCAUGGCGCAGAUGCUGGCGCACAGGGCCACGCACCUCUGGGUCGUCCAAGGCGGCGACACGGAGGAAGCCAUCUUGGUUGGCAUGGUUGGCUACAUGGACAUCUUCAACGCAGUCACCAGCGGUGUUCUUGUUCUUCCGGCUUGAUCACGGGCAAAUUUUGCAAAAGGAAUCCACUGCUUUCUUGAUUGAUUUCUGUUAAGUUCGAGGAGGGAAACUUAGAGCAAAACAGGUAGGAGCAGAGCUGUGUUGGCACUGAGUAGGAACUCAAAACUCAAGCACUAUUGGCUGGUGAGAGCAGUGGCGAAUCCACCAGGGAGGCUUCGAUAGGCUCGAGCCUACCCUCCAGAUUCGCUAAAUUUAUUUUUACUACUAGGCUUCAGCAUAUUUGUUAGGCCCAGCAGGAAAACUGACGCAGCCAGCCCAUCUAAGGAAAUUCGGUGACUAA